Molecule: messenger RNA, 909 nt
Organism: Oncorhynchus gorbuscha (pink salmon)
Lineage: Eukaryota; Metazoa; Chordata; Actinopteri; Salmoniformes; Salmonidae
Exons: 3
Source: RefSeq, a predicted model, not a curated record
GCUGCCUUCGAUACUGUGAACCAUCAGAUCCUCCUCUCCACCCUCUCCGAGUUGGGCAUCUCCGGCGCGGCCCACGCUUGGAUUGCGUCCUACCUGACAGGUCGCUCCUACCCGGUGGCGAAUCGCAUCUCUGCAUGUCUGGCAGACAUAUCAGUGUGGAUGACGGAUCACCACCUCAAGCUGAACCUCGGCAAGACGGAGCUGCUCUUCCUCCCGGGGAAGGACUGCCCGUUCCAUGAUCUCGCCAUCACGGUUGACAACUCCAUUGUGUCCUCCUCCCAGAGCGCUAAGAACCUUGGCGUGAUCCUGGACAACACCCUGUCGUUCUCAACCAACAUCAAGGCGGUGGCCCGUUCCUGUAGGUUCAUGCUCUACAACAUCCGCAGAGUACGACCCUGCCUCACACAGGAAGCGGCACAGGUCCUAAUCCAGGCACUUGUCAUCUCCCGUCUGGAUUACUGCAACUCGCUGUUGGCUGGGCUCCCUGCCUGUGCCAUUAAACCCCUUCAACUCAUCCAGAAGGCCGCAGCCCGUCUGGUGUUCAACCUUCCCACGUUCUCUCACGUCACCCCGCUCCUCCGUUCUCUCCACUGGCUUCCAGUUGAAGCUCGCAUCCGCUACAAGACCAUGGUGCUUGCCUACGGAGCUGUGAGGGGAACGGCACCUCAGUACCUCCAGGCUCUGAUCAGGCCCUACACCCAAACAAGGGCACUGCGUUCAUCCACCUCUGGCCUGCUCGCCUCCUUACCACUGAGGAAGUACAGCUCCCGCUCAGCCCAGUCAAAACUGUUCGCUGCUCUGGCCCCCCAAUGGUGGAACAAACUCCCUCACGACGCCAGGACAGCGGAGUCAAUCACCACCUUCCGGAGACACCUGAAACCCCACCUCUUUAAGGAAUACCUAGGAUAG